AAGCCCACAACAAAAGCCCAUAACCCGAGCGAACUCGAAACCCUAGCUUCGGCUACUUGAACCCAUAUUAGGGUUUCUUCGCCUCCCUCUGAUUGAGUAGCAGCAUCAGCACCAGCAACACCCAAGCCGCAGCCACCCGCCAGAACACUCCAAUGGCUUCGGAGAAGAAGUUAUCGAACCCCAUGAGGGAUAUUAAGGUGCAGAAACUCGUCCUCAAUAUCUCUGUUGGUGAGAGUGGAGAUCGUCUCACCAGAGCUGCUAAGGUGCUUGAACAACUUAGCGGCCAGAGCCCUGUGUUCUCUAAAGCGAGAUACACUGUGCGAUCGUUUGGAAUCAGACGUAAUGAAAAGAUUGCUUGCUAUGUCACCGUAAGAGGAGAAAAGGCGAUGCAGCUUUUGGAAAGUGGGUUGAAAGUUAAGGAGUACGAGUUGCUUCGUAGGAACUUUAGUGAUACUGGAUGCUUUGGCUUUGGUAUUCAGGAGCACAUUGAUCUUGGGAUCAAGUACGAUCCUUCCACUGGUAUCUAUGGUAUGGACUUCUUCGUUGUCUUGGAGCGACCAGGAUACCGUGUUGGACGCCGCAGGAGGUGCAAGUCUCGCGUUGGGAUCCAGCACAGAGUCACAAAAGAGGAUGCGAUGAAGUGGUUCCAGGUGAAAUACGAGGGUGUGAUUCUUAACAAGUCGCAGCAAAUCACUGGUUAACCUUCAGAGGGUUUUCCCCAAAUAGUCUUGAGAGUUAUUUGUUUGCAAGUUAUAAAAUUUUGUGCUUUUGAAAUUAGCCUGACUGAAGCUCUUUGUUUUUAUUUAUCUUUGAAUAUUUUUGAAGUUUAAUGGAGAUUAUUAGGACCAAUUCGGAGAACUCUUUAAGCUGUUGGUAGUGUUAUAUGUUUUAUUAGUUAUAUCCUUCGUGACUUGGAAAAAUUAAGAUGUCAAUCUUCACUUUGUUUUUAUUUGUUUAAGCAUCA
Molecule: messenger RNA, 964 nt
Organism: Benincasa hispida (wax gourd)
Lineage: Eukaryota; Viridiplantae; Streptophyta; Magnoliopsida; Cucurbitales; Cucurbitaceae
Product: large ribosomal subunit protein uL5z-like
Biological process (GO): translation
Cellular component (GO): ribosome
Molecular function (GO): structural constituent of ribosome
Source: RefSeq, a predicted model, not a curated record